This is a messenger RNA of Strongylocentrotus purpuratus (purple sea urchin), 4685 nucleotides long. RefSeq names its product protein lifeguard 2-like. The transcript is spliced from 12 exons. Bases 169 to 1218 code for a protein of 349 amino acids. Lineage: Eukaryota; Metazoa; Echinodermata; Echinoidea; Camarodonta; Strongylocentrotidae. Gene Ontology annotation, cellular component: membrane; Golgi apparatus; endoplasmic reticulum. The record is from RefSeq and is a predicted model, not a curated record. Gene Ontology annotation, biological process: negative regulation of apoptotic signaling pathway.
CUAUUACUCAAAUUUUUAUAUGCGGAAGAAAUUGCACGGAAUAUUCGUUUCUCAGAAUUUCCUACUCAGAAAUCGAGUUGUCAAGAAUCAAGACUCGCUGUUGAUUGACGCAACCCUUUUUUAGGUAAAUAUCAAGUUUGUAUACAGUGACGAACCAGGUGACCCAGUAUGGCUGAGCCGUCAGCUCCUCCCAGCUAUAUGGAGGCUACUACUGACCAGCAAUACCCCCCUGGACAGCCCGGAGUAGCCCCUUACCCACCUGCACAAGGUGCUCCUUACCAGGCCGCUCCAUACCCACCAGCUGGGCAGCCCUACCCACCUGCUGAGGGUGCAGCCUACCCACCACAAACGGGAGGUACAGCUUAUCCACCACCAGCAGGAGGUACAGCUUAUCCACCACCAGCAGGCCAGCCUUACCCUCCACCCUCUGGACCACCACCACAGCAAGCAGGGUACCAGAGUGCACCUCCACCAGCCAGUUACGGACAAGGAGGAGGAGGAGGAAAUCCCCAUGGUGAUGUGGAGGAAGGCUUCACAGCUGAAAGGGGUUUCAACAACAAAUCCAUUCGAGCUGCUUUCAUCAAGAAGGUAUACUUUAUCCUCUUCAUUCAGUUGUUGGCGACCUUUGGAAUUAUCUGCGUCUUCGUUUAUGUAGAGCCUGUGAAUUCAUAUGUGAGGACUAACAGUUGGCUGUACUGGUGCUCUUACGCUCUGUUCCUGGCUAUGUACAUUGUCCUUGCGUGCUGCCCUACCGUUCGUAGGAAGUAUCCUGGAAAUGUUGUUGCACUGGCAGUGUUUACCCUCUGUCUAUCUUACAUGGCUGGAACAAUUUCAAGCUACUAUGGGGACAAUGCUGGUCAGUCAGUCUUGGUCUGUAUGGGUAUCUGUGCGGGAGUGACCCUUGGUGUGAGCCUGUUUGCCAUCCAGACCCGGUUUGAUUUCACCUCCUGUGGGGGGUUUCUCUUUGUGUUCAGUCUCUCUCUAUUCCUCUUUGGGUUCAUUGCCAUCUUCACUCGCAGCAGUAUCCUCUACACAGUUUAUGCUUGGCUGGCAGCGUUGCUUUUCACAUUGUUCCUUGCAUAUGACACCCAGCUGCUGAUCGGAGGGCGCCGUUAUGAGCUGUCUCCGGAAGAAUACAUAUUCGGUGCCAUGAACCUGUACGUGGACAUAGUCUACCUCUUCCUCAUCAUCCUUGCCUGCUUUGGCGGGGGGAAGUGAUCUUAGGAGCUGGCCCUCUCUCUCUCUCUCUCUCUCUCUCUCUCUCCUCCCCCUCUCUCUCUCUUUCUCUCACUCUCUCUCCCUCCCUUUCUCUCUCUCCCCCCCUCUCUCUCUCUCUCUCUCUCUUCUUUAGAGCCAUUAUCCCCCUUUCCAUAAUUGGAGAGAAUAAGUGGUCAUGUGACCUGUUUAGCUGAUCAGGUGAUGCUCCAUGGCAAACAACACAUGGCUGGCUGAUUUAAACUCUUGAAUGGCAAAUAUCCUUUCACAUUUACAUGCACUAAUCACACCUAAAAACUAAUUGAAAAUGUAGUGACUUUAGAAUAGUGUAAAGUCGAUCAUCUGUAUAAAUACAUCUAGCAUUAGAAGUUUAGAACCCAACAGGAAAUGCGUAAAGCAAAGAGGGAAAAGACAAUUUUGCAUUUUGGAACUGUGUAUUACAAUAAUUUGAUUCUAAAAAAAGGUGUUCCUUUGUAUAUACUCAUCUUAUUCAUUUCAUCCAGAUUGAUAGGGAAAUUAAGUUUGGAUUUACUUAUUUCAUGUUGCAUGGUUAGGAAAAUUCAUGUACAGAAUUAGACAUUACCAUUUGUAAGAUCAGACAAAUUUCUUCUCAAAUAUUCAUGUUUUCCCUACAAUUGUUCACUGCUAUACACCCCAUGUAUAAGGAUUGAAGAAUAUAUAUAUACACCAGUAUAUAAAUAUCCCGAAAGCAUAAUAAUUGCAUGAUCAAUUUCAUUCAUCAUACCAGUUACACAUACACUUACACUGUCUAUCAAAAACAUGUACUAUAGAAUACAUUUAUAUACUAGUAUAUUAUAUUUUCUUUUUUAUAUGUAGAAUUAUAUCAUUCAUGCUCAUUUUAUUGCCAAUAUAAUUCAUGUUGUUGUUGUGUGUUGAUAGGAAAAAGGUAUUUAGUGUCAUGUUCAGCUAUCUAAGGGAGGCUUUCUUGUUCAAGUUUACAAUUAUAUAUAUGUAAAUAUAGAUAAUAGGCAAUCUUAUUUGGGGUUAUUCAAUUCCAACAGAAAUGGAAUAGGCUAGGCUCAAGAGAAUAAUAGGAAUUAAAUGGAAAGAAUAAUAUACUUUCAGCAAACCAAUAGAAAAGGCAAAAUAGAUAACGAAUAGUACUAUUGGAGAAAAAAAAAGGAUAUUGAAAAUGUGUAGGUGAAAAUGUUAUUUGAUAUCAUUGUCCUAAAAGAUGUGUAUUCAUAUAUAUAUAUAUAUAUAUAUAUAUAUAUACAGGCAAGAAGUAUGCUGCACUUCAUAGCUGCUUUAAGAAAAAUCAGAGAUCGUCUAUAGUUCCUUUUUGCAUUUUUCAUUUGUCAAUACCAAUUGCUAAGAAAUGGGAAGAAUUAAAUAUAUUUACGAAAGAAAUAUAAUCUGCAUUUUAUAACAAUAUCUGACAAUUACAGACUACAUGCUUACCAUGCCUAUCUACCAAAUGUUAUAGGCAUACCUCUGUGAUGAAAAUGUAAAAGAUAUAUGAAAUUAAUGAUAUUGUUACCUUUUAUUGUACCCAAUGCCUUAAAAAAAACUUUUGAUAAAUCAGGAUUGAAAUCAAAUGGACUGAAGUCCUUUGGAGCUGUCUUUUUUGUAGAUCUGUAUAGUUUUGUAAUAUACAAGUUGUGUAAGGUUAUCAAGAUGUAUACAUGUGAUAAACCAUAGCUGCAUGUGUUAAUAAUACUUGCACAAUAAUAUGUGAGUGAUCAUGAUACUGUGCUAAGUAGUAUAGUGGAGAGUUUUCAAUCUUUCUUUUAAAUGUACAUUGCAGAUUCCUAGUUUCAAAAUUGAUACAUUCUAUACUUCAGAAUCAUACAUUCAUACUUGAAUAUUGUUGUAUAUCUAUGUUUUUUGGGAUUGUUGUGUAUGUAUAAAGAGUGUGGCAAUUUUUUGGUAGAGGUCAUUGUCGGGUCAAGGUAGUCAUGAAGUGCAUGGCUUGUCUUAUAAUAGUCCACUAGAAAUGAAUUGAUUUUUCUGUGUCGGGAUUCACACUGUCAGAUGGAUUAUCUCAUGUGUUCAUGAUUUUUGCUUUCAAAUUCCUGACAACAACUCCAGUAGAAAACUAUUACAUGCACUUGACAUUGUAUCCCAUCAAUUUUUAGAAAUCUUUCACUUUCACCUUGUUAGUCCUAAAAUGGAACCACUUAAAGAUAUAGUUGGGUUCUGGUCAUGCGAUUGCAUUGUGAAAGAAACAUUGUGGAAUCGAUCAGAAAAGGUUGAUCAUCUAGCAUUCCGGUAUAAGUAUUGGUGUGUUAGUCCUAAAAUGGAACCACUUAAUAUAUGAUGUUUCAUAACCAGUAAUAGAAACAUACCCACAAAUACAUCUGAUAAUAUGAUCAUUAGCCAUUUUUAAAAUAUCACUUGGUUUAAUAAAAACAGGUUCUAGAAUGCAGGAAAUCUUAAUUGGUUGAUUGACACCAUGUGACCAUGCAUCAUUUUUCCUACCACACCUAUCUCUGCAAAACGGUGAUACUGUUGGAUACUACAGAGCAUAUCUGUGGCGCAUACAAAAUUUAAGCCCCAAUGAAAUGCACAUAGUUUCAAAUGGAAAAGACAUUGAUGCACCUAUUACACUGUUUGGCUGCACUAAAUGUAAUGUGGUGUCAUGUCAUGCAAAUGAGAAAAUGGCGAUCCCAUGACUGUGUGAUUCUUGGAAAUCUGAUCGGGUUUGUUUCUUAUAUCUUGAGUUUAAUUUCAUUUUGUUGACCCGUUUUAUGAAACAAAUAAUUCAUUUUUUAAAGAUCAUGCGUUCAUGGUGCAUUGCACUGCACUUGGUCAAGCCACAAUGAGCCAGUUAAUUGUAGGUCAUUAUCACGAUGUGACUUAACCUGCAUGCAGUGCAUAUUCACAAUCGCACUGCAAACAUGAAUUAUUUGUAUACUGUUAACUAUAUCACCUGCAAGUCAACCAAAUACAAUACACACAGCUAACAAUUUAGACUAAUGUCUGACACUUUACAAAUUUUUAAUUUUGUAUUUCUAAACCUUUUAAUGGCUGGCCCCUCCCACACUCCACCUUCUGUAAUGGCAAGUAUUAAUACUACUAAUAAUAUUAUUAUUAAGAAAUUAUUAAGAAAUUUGUAACUUUCAUAUGAACAAAUCUCCUUUUGUUUUGUUAAAGUAACUAUUGUACCUUUGGGUUAGAGGUUGUUUUGUAUACUUUGAGUUGAGGCUGUGGUCCAGUAUAGGCUGUUUUCCAUUUGGUACAUACAUGGGAUUAACUAAUAUUUUGUUUUAACUAUGUAAUAAAUGAGAACAGGAUGUCUAUGACUUGAUUACAUGUCUAUUUAUGGCCUACAACAAAUGUUAUUUUUGUGCAAUUAAGUUGUAUCCUGAACUAUAAAAUGUAGUUUAUCAUAGACCCAUGUUAUUUUCAUAGCUUUUGUAAUCAUUGAUAUCUGUUUAUCAUGGUAUGAGUUAUUCUGAUCAAAUAUUGAAUAAAAUUACAUAUACAUUUCAUCAGUAUACUGUAAA